Tarenaya hassleriana is the source of this 1216-nucleotide messenger RNA. RefSeq names its product exosome complex component RRP4 homolog. The transcript has 8 exons. Gene Ontology annotation, molecular function: RNA binding. The record is from RefSeq and is a predicted model, not a curated record. Gene Ontology annotation, biological process: U4 snRNA 3'-end processing; CUT catabolic process; exonucleolytic trimming to generate mature 3'-end of 5.8S rRNA from tricistronic rRNA transcript (SSU-rRNA, 5.8S rRNA, LSU-rRNA). NCBI's taxonomy places the organism in Eukaryota, Viridiplantae, Streptophyta, Magnoliopsida, Brassicales, Cleomaceae. The coding region runs from base 96 to 1052 and encodes 318 amino acids. Gene Ontology annotation, cellular component: cytoplasmic exosome (RNase complex); nuclear exosome (RNase complex).
UCUGAGGGAUUCAACGAGGGUUUUAGGGUUUUGCCUCUCCUCGUCGCAUUCGAAGUGAAAUCUGCAUCGCCAUUGUCAAGGAAAAAAGCUCCGCGAUGGUUGUGAGAAAGCUACAGCUACCGCUGAACCAGACACAAAAGAUAAGGUUGGAGAGAGCCCUCGAGCGGCUUCAAUCGCUUUCGUCGACGGCCAACUCCGACACCUCCGUCAUCGUCGCCGACUCCAUUCCCGUCAACUACGAAGAUGCCUUUCUCAAGGGGCACGGUACUUCGGAGAUCAAUGGCGAGGUCGUGGCGACGCUUUGCGGAGUGGUGGAGCGCGUGGAUAAGCUCGUCUACGUACGCGCGUUGAGAGCCAGGUAUAAGCCUGAGGUUGGGGAUAUCAUCGUAGGCCGUGUUAUUGAGGUUGCUCAAAAACGUUGGAGAUUGGAGAUCAACUUUAGCCAGGAUGCUGUAUUGAUGCUUUCUUCCAUGAACAUGCCCGAUGGUAUUCAGAGACGGAGGACGGCAGUGGAUGAGCUCAACAUGAGGAAUAUCUUCGAGGAAAACGACGUUGUGUGUGCCGAAGUACGCAACUUCCAGCAUGACGGCAGCUUGCAGUUACAAGCAAGAAGUCAGAAGUAUGGGAAGCUCGAAAAGGGUCAAAUCCUGAAGGUGGAUCCUUAUCUGGUGAAGAGAAGCAAACACCAUUUUCACCACGUUGAGCAGCUCGGGAUCGAUCUGAUCCUCGGUUGCAAUGGUUUCAUAUGGGUUGGGGAGCAUGUUGAAGUCAGAGAUCCCGUGAUGGCGGACGAACAGAAGAUUUCGUCUUCCGGGGUGAAGAAAGAGCAGAAGCACACUCCGCUCGAGACAAGACAGAGCAUAUGCAGGAUCGCAAAUGCCAUUCGUGUUCUCUCUAACUUAGGCUUCAGCCUGACGCUAGAAGUGAUAACGGAGACAGUGAAUCUUAGCACCUCCAUGAAUAUGGACGUACACGACAUGAUUGGACCCGAGUUCCAUGUCGUCGCUGCAGAGAACGAAGCGGAAAGAAGGCGUGCAAAGAGGAAAAGGUAAAGCCAAGCCGGUAACAUUUCGCAGAAGUGACUGUUUCAAAAUGGAUUAUAUUAUCAAAGAUGCAACAGUAUAGCUGUGAUAUACAUGUAUUAGAUCAUGUGGUACCUUUUUUGCAAAAGAUACAUGAGCAAAGUGUUUGAAUCCAGCCAACCCUUAGUGAAGUA